UCCGGUGGUAUUCUCUCUACAGUUGACUACAACUUGUUUAAUACACCGGAAGUACAGCAUAAAGGGUCGGCUGCUAUACAACGAGAGGCCGGUAUUCCCACGACAGCCGUCGGCAAAAUUAUUGACCCCUUAUUGGCUGAGAAGUUACUUCAGGAUAACAGUGCGACCCUUAUAUGCAUCGGUAGGGCGUUCCUCAAUAACCCCCACUGGGCUUAUGGUGCAGCCGAUGUACUGGCUAACUCUGAGUCCUUUAAAUAUCCCGAUUCCUACGACUGGUGUAUCGGUUGGAAAGGCUUUUAUAAGUGGAGACAAGACUUACAUAAAGACGAGAAUAAUAAUUAA
Molecule: messenger RNA, 342 nt
Organism: Oppiella nova
Lineage: Eukaryota; Metazoa; Arthropoda; Arachnida; Sarcoptiformes; Oppiidae
Source: the annotation of a GenBank genome assembly